Molecule: messenger RNA, 2332 nt
Organism: Varroa destructor (honeybee mite)
Lineage: Eukaryota; Metazoa; Arthropoda; Arachnida; Mesostigmata; Varroidae
Gene: rogdi
Product: rogdi atypical leucine zipper
Cellular component (GO): RAVE complex
Source: RefSeq, a predicted model, not a curated record
CUCAGUGUUACCAUCAACGAACAAGUCACAAUCAACUGUUUUUAUAGUAAAAUUGUCUAUUGAGAUUUCAGGGCAUGAAAAUGGCAACGACUACAGAAGCGCACCAUGAAGGGGCCGCCCUAAUUACCAACGGUGGCAACAGCAAUGUUAGCGAAAUUGAAACACUUCAACGCGAAUAUGAAUGGCUACUGAAAUUCGAGGUGAACGAUAUCGUUGAACAGCUUCAAGGAGUUAUCGCCGAAUGCUCGAAGCGAUUUCCUCUAUCGAUCCCCGGUCACCACCAGACUGAAGCUCGCUCUGAUAAAUUCAUAAUGCAGAAUACCAUCGCUACGUCAGCCGACCAGAGCAAAGUUGUGGCAACUCUGACAGGGGACUCAAUUAGCCAUGCCGACAUUAGUCUACGCUUACCAAAACACUCACAACCCAGCCAAAGAACAAUUGUGCAAAAUGACGCUCAAUGGAAGCUGCAGCAAAUUCAAGAUGCUGGUAAUCAUCUCAUGCAGGCUAUGAAUCUUCUCAAUCCGAACCGGGUGGGCGGACGAUUCAAGUUUACGUCUGGACAGGAAGUUCGCAACCUUAUGUCAGACGUGAUGACGUGCGUAGGCCGUGGGAGAGCCUGUCUGGUAGUACCUAAAAAGAGGACAAUAGAGGAGAUCAUGCAGAGCAGAAAUAUGAAAUCGCUUCAACCACCGCUCCCGAACGAUGUUGCCGUGAGCUUCUACAUCCAGAGUUACAAGCUCGUUUUUGCUGUUUAUCAUGUCCAGAAAGAUCCCCACGGCCAGCAAAAAUUCGAUGUUCUACAGGCGGAAUGCUCUGUUCCUUGGUUGAGCGAAGUGCUAGUACUGUUCACUGUCGCACUGCAACUUUGUCAACAACUUAAGGACAAGGUGGAAGUGUUCAACCAAUACAACGACUUCACUGUUCCCGACAAAAUCUAAAUGUCAACAUGCAAAGAAUAGGUCCCCCGUCCAGUAAACGCUACGCCCCGAACCAUAAGAUAACGCGAAAACACUGUAGAACAGCACGAAAUUCCCUGACUCAUGUCGCAUUAGAAUGCACUGUGUCAUCACUAGCAUCACCGUCACAGGACCGCUCAGAUGAGCCGAACAGCCUGAUUUGGUCAUAAGUAACACCCUUCAAGUCGAUGUCGUGUGAUGGGAGACAGUCUAUUGAUCUUGCAUUUAGUAUUUGACUGAUGCUAGUAGGGCAGGAGGCAUUAGAGCUCCUAGUAAUAGUAUGACCCUGCAGAACUUGUUUUUGAUCCGUUUUUUAAUGUGUUUAUAAGUUAUUUAUUUCGCUGUCGUUACCAUGGGUAUACUUCGUGCCAGAUUACUAAUGUAUUUGACGUAUGCUCUAUUCUAUUCCAUAAUUAUGAUAAUCAGGCGAGCGUGAACAAUGCAUUCAAAAACUGACUGUCCAUCCAACACUUCGGUCGGUUCUAUUUAUUGUUAUGGAUAUCGUUAUAACUAGAGUCGGUUUGUACUCAUUAACAGUAGAUGUAUCAUAUAAUGAUAUUCUCAAGCUCAUUUUUUUCAAAAAAUACCCUAAACAGAUACCUUAAUAUUGGGCGAAAAAGAUAUGAAAUGACACGUGGUCAGCGAAACAAAGUUUAAAUUAUUAAUAACAAUAAACUGAUCGAGUCCUCACACAGUCGACAUUCCUUAGUUUUUAGUGACUGUGAGUGCAACUUUAUUACAAGCGAUUUAGUCAUGGUAAACACCUCACGACGUAUUAUGUACUCACUAUAUACUACUUGAAAGUGUUUAACAAAAUAAGAAAAGUAACAAAAUAACUCUAAGAAGGAUUUCAUAAAAUUACAACAGAAAGUAGUCAAAUGGAUGAGAUUGCAUAAACUUAAUUGAAUGUUAUAGUAAGGUCUGAAGUAGAGCAUAAAUAUUGAUUAAACGAAAGUAUCACGCUAUUGUAUAGAAAAAAUUUGCACGGAACAUCUCGCAUCCUAUUGUUGCAACUUUGUUGCAAAAAGGGUUACCUACAUUUCUGAUUGCGAUAAUUACUAUAGUCAAUUGAAUAAGUAAUUGGUGUGUGUCUGUAUUACGUUUAUCGACGAUGUAGAGAUUUAAUGUUCUAAUAAAAUGUCCUCAACCGUUAGGUAAUGUCUAACAUUGAAUUGACCAAUAGAUUGUUCUUACUUAGUAGAUUAAAUCUGAGGAAAUCUAAGAGACAGAAAAAUCAUGAUCAAUCAAAACAAAAAAAAAUGAAGAUACUAUCAGAGGUCAUUUUAUUGCAAUCAAACAUUACAAUACAAGACUUUAGAGCGCCUAUCGUGUCUCAUAAAUACCGUCUCAUAAGAAUAAAUAGCAAUUUGCAUGCA